AUGUCUACACCAGGAACAACUACAACUGCAUCAAAAUUAGCAUUAACACCAACUUUAUCGAGCAACAAGUCUAGCACAAGCACUGCAAAUCCCAUUCUAAGUAGAUACUUGACCACUCCUAUUGUGUUUCACCCAGCAAAACAUCAAGAAAAUUACUCAUCGACAUCGCAAUUACCUGAGUCAUAUAUCGUCUUGUCGAGAGAAAAGAGGGGAACUAGUGAUAGUAAAGAUAUGAAACGGAAUGGAAGUAUAAACGAGUCACUGUCUCAAAUUAGUAAUGGAGUUAAGAAAGAGAAGGUUGAACCAAAGAGACCCAAAUCACUAGCUGAAGCUGUUGCAUCAUACAGUGGAAGCAAAUAUGAAGGUCCCAAGGAGAGAAAGAGAAAGAGAAAGUUGGCAGAGAUGGAAAAGAGGGAAAAAGAGAAAAAGAGGGAUGUAGAGUCGAAUGAAAGUGAUGAUGAAGAACGAGUGUUUGAAGAAAAUGACGAAUACGUAUCGGCAGAGCAGCCUCCUAUUAAGAAACCAAAGGGGUUAUGGGGAUCGCUUAAGUCACUUUUUGGUGGUGUUGCAACUGGUCAAGAAGAAGAUGUUGGAGAGGAGUUUGUUGAAGGGGAGGAAAAUACAUUAUUCAAUUUGGUAAACAAAGACAGUGAUGAGUCAACUCCGGAAUCAACAUCAGCUGAUGAGGUAUGUGAUGAAAAUUCUCCAUUCACGGGAUUUAGUGAGCCAGAAAAAAGUGAAACUGGGGAGGAAGAGGAGGAAGAAGAGGAAGAGGAGGAAGAUCCCGAUUUUGAUGAAGAAGAUGCGGUUGAAGUUUGUGAUGAUGCAAAUGAAAGUGAUAAAAGUGAUGACAGUGAUGAUGAGGCUGAUGAAAGUUAUGACGAAGAGAACGAGGCUGACUUAAAAGAGUCAUCUACCGAGAGUACUCCCUCAUUGGAGAAUGAUGUGGGUGAUAGCGAAUAUGUGGAUGAGGAUAAGGAUGUUGAUAAAUUAAGACAUGACUUGAAGGUUGAUCAACUUGUUAAUGGGCAAGGAAAAUUGCAUACAAUUACAAGAAGUAUGGAGGAAGAGGAGGCAGAAGAGGAAGAAGAAGAAGGGGAAGAUCAUCUAAAAUUUGUCAAGUCGAGCUCCACCCCACCUACAUCACCAGAAGAUAGCGAUGAACAAAAAAGCUUAACCCAAAGACAAUAUUAUGCAUUCAAUGAAUUUCCCUCUGAUCGUGGCUCCAAUGGAUCCAAGAGAAUCUACAAAAACUGGCGUGAGUUAUCCAAUGCUAAACCCCCGGUUGGUUUAUUAAAUCAUGGAGUUACAUGUUAUAUGAAUUCAGCAAUACAAUCACUCAUUCACAUUCCUGCAUUUCAACAUUAUCUAAAUGACAUAAAUCAAGGUAAAAUAUCCAAUUUAAAACCACGAUCAAUUAGUCACAUAUUGGCUGAAUUAUCCAAAAGAAUGUGGAAUCCAAAUAAACCAACUGCUAAAUAUAUCAACCCCAAAAGGAUUAUUCAACGUUUGGAUGACAUUAAUUGUAUGAUGAGUGAAUGGCAACAAGAAGAUAGUCAUGAGUAUUAUAUGAGUUUAAUGUCGAGAUUACAAGAAGAUAGUGUUCCCAAGGGCCAUAAGUUAAAUGAAUCAAUCAUUUAUGAUAUAUUUGGAGGCUUAUUACAUCAAAAGAUUACUUGUCAGCAAUGCCAUAAUAUUUCCUCAACAAAGCAAGAGUUUUACGAUUUAUCACUUGGAUUAAACAAAAAAAAGUAUCAAAACAGUUGUCGAUACACUAUUGAGAAAUCAAUUAAUGAGUUCUUCAGUAAUGAAGUUAUACGUAAAAAUGACCAAGAUUCGAAAUCAGGAUACUAUUGUGAUAAAUGUAAAACAUUUACCCAAGCUAACAAGAUAUCAUCAAUACUAACAGCCCCAGAAACAUUAACCAUUCACCUAAAGAGAUUCAAAUUCAACGGAAAUUCACUGAGUAAAGUAAAACAAGGAAUAAGCUAUUCGAAAUAUCUUGAUUUAACCAAAUACAUGGAUCAAGAAGCAGAUUCCCCAUCAGUCAAGUACCAAUUGAUAGCGGUGAUUGUUCAUGAAGGUAGAUCGAUAUCCAGUGGUCAUUAUAUUUGUCAUGUAUUACAACCAGAUGGUACAAGUUGGAGCACUUAUGACGACGAAUAUAUCAACCGAAUUGAUGAAAGAAAGGCAUUACUGGAUGCAAAUGCAUACGUGUUGGUGUAUACGAAAUUAACUCCAAAGUAA
Molecule: messenger RNA, 2247 nt
Organism: Lodderomyces orthopsilosis Co 90-125
Lineage: Eukaryota; Fungi; Ascomycota; Pichiomycetes; Serinales; Debaryomycetaceae
Gene: DOT4
Product: ubiquitin-specific protease
Exons: 1
Coding region: 1-2247 (748 amino acids)
Cellular component (GO): nucleus; cytosol
Molecular function (GO): cysteine-type deubiquitinase activity; cysteine-type endopeptidase activity
Source: RefSeq, a predicted model, not a curated record